UUCAACACUUUUUCAGAAUUAGAUUCAUACUAAUUCUUUCUGUUUGAAAAGGGAUGAUUACUAAUUAUUAUUCCACAUUAAAAUUUUGAAUUGUUUCGUACAUCCUUGUACCACUGCUCCUGGAUUAACCAUGACUAAAUUGAUAUUGGAAAAUGAUCGGAUGACAAAGGAAACGUCUUAAGUCAGUGAGAUUUCAAGGUUUAAAAUCUCCUUAAGUGCUUUGCCCACACUGCCCACUGUGUAAUUUGCCAACACUGUGACUAGCAUUUACCAGUACUGAUACAACUGACAAAUUUUGACAACUGACGCAACAGAAGUUAUUAUUUCAGCUGGGUAAAAGAAAAUAUUUUAAAAUGGAUCUCAAGCGGUUCAAUUUUCCCAUAACCAAAGCAAAUGAUCUAAAUGAAGAUAACAUAGACGGCUAGGCUAGUCGCUCACAGGAGUUAUAUAUAUCCAGAAGAAGAAUUCAGCAGCUUGAACACCUGAGCUGUUUUCUAUUGUGGAGAGAUAAACCAAGUUGCGGAUGUAUAUGGAUCUGUGUCAGAUGCGUCAUGAAUCUGAAUAGGCUACCAACAAGUUGCCGGCUUCUCUACUACUUGUGCAGUUCAAUGGAAGCACACUGAUUGUCAGCGGCUUGAUGGAACCGUGCCUAUAAUUCACCAAUAAGCAAGUGGAUGUCUUUCAUGCCGCUGCCAAAUAGGCAUGUAUGAGCCUUGGAGUUGGAUACGUCGUAUAUGAUGCGGCAUGCAGCGAACAUAACCGGCGGCUUUUACUUUGGCACCAGCGAGUUUAAGGCCCUGGGUAUGAACCUGCCUUGCCUGUUCCUAAUGCCGCCGCAGAGACGCCAUCACUUCAAUUACCCCAAGCAACCGCCGACGGAUCUGCGCGCUGUUUGCUAUUGCCGCAACAAGCUCAUCGAAAUUGGAUUUGCCUACAGAAAUUGCCUGUCGAUCUCUUGCAAGAACUCGCCUAUUUGCGGUAAUUGAGAGUGAGUUCUAUGAGUAUUUGUAUUUUAUACUAUUUCUACCCCCGCGAAGUGUAUUAUAUUGAAAUGUGCAAUAUCGGUUAUCCGCUAUAAUAUUGCUUAUAAGAACCUUCAAAUGCUUGAACCAAAUCCUAGGCUUUCGAACAGAACCUUGAGGCAGGGAUCUGGUUACAACCGUAUACCGAACCAACGAAAAUUUUUUUAGGUUCGCAGCCACUUCCUUUAGUAACUAUAUAAAAAAUAUCGAUGUUUUUCAGAUCAGAACAUGGUAGUGAACUUUAUUCAAAUAUAAUGUCAUGUGUGUGCAAGGGUAUUUCUACGGAAUCCGAAAUAAACUAUUCUUUCUUAUCUAUAGUGUGAAACUCAUUUUUAAAGAACUAUCUUUAAGCCGCCAGAAAAUUGAAUCUUUAU
Drosophila montana is the source of this 1396-nucleotide messenger RNA. Its product is annotated as general transcription factor IIH subunit 3-like. The record is from RefSeq and is a predicted model, not a curated record. Gene Ontology annotation, cellular component: transcription factor TFIIH core complex; transcription factor TFIIH holo complex. Gene Ontology annotation, biological process: nucleotide-excision repair; regulation of DNA-templated transcription. Lineage: Eukaryota; Metazoa; Arthropoda; Insecta; Diptera; Drosophilidae. Bases 735 to 986 code for a protein of 83 amino acids. The transcript is spliced from 3 exons.